UAUAAUCAACCGAUAUUUCUUAUGCUCAGUUUUUGUGGGCAACGACACGCCACUAGAACGUCGCCUGGCUAUUGUCAAAACCUUCGAACUAUAGGACAUCAAAUCGACAUUGGGGCACAGCAAUCAACAUCAUGAAUGACGGAUCAGGUAUUUUGGCGAUGAUCAAAGAGGACAUGCAUCAAUUAUCAGAUCAAACAGACAAAGGGAAAUCUAACGAUGGACACAAUUUUGUGCACAUUUUCCCACCUGAACUAAGCAACAAGUUAUUUUCCUAUUUGUCCGACCGGGACCUUUUUACUUGUUCUAGAUGUUGUAUAAGUUGGCGGCAAGUGAUUAACGAUAAUUCUCAAUGGAAGGCACGGUGCAUAAGUCGUGGCUGGGCAACGAUCAACAGUGGAGGAAAUGUGCAUCAGAGGUGGAACUGUAUCAAAUCCCAUGUGUCCAUACAUGAUAAUUAUAAAUUUCGGACAUCGCCUCAAUUUGUUCUUCCGGAAGUUGCAAGUUUGAGAAUCUCACCAAUGUGCGACUGGGCGUUAUACUUUCGUCAAUGCUUGCACAUCAAACGAAGCUGGGACAAGGGGAUUUAUGCCAUCCAUCGCCUUGAAAAUCUAAAAUGCCCUGAUUAUGAGUAUACCACUCUAAAUAAUGACUUUGACUGCAAUGGGAAACUCCUUGUGUGUGGCACAUCCUCAGGAAAAGUUCUUGUGUGGUCUGUAGAAGGAGUGCCUACAUUUCUAGAAAGCAUAGCCGUCGCGAGACGAAGAGUAGAAGUAGAAUGUGUCCUUCUCAGAUCCAACUUUUUGAUUGUACUCUAUCAAAAUGGCCUGAUUAAAGUAUUUGAUACUGGAAAAUUGUCUAAAACUAUCAAUGAGGAUGAUCAACCUAAAUUAGAAUCAGUAUAUGCAAUUAGAGCAACGGGGUCAGAAUCUCCAGAUGGGUUCGAAUUUGUGUUAAAUGCUCAGACCAUCACCGAAGAUGAUGACUACCUCACGAGCUUUGAAGACGAUGAUAACGACCUUGAACUGUGGAUUCGCGAAUUAUUUCGAAUAGACCUUUGGAUGGGAAAUGACGUUGAAGGAUCAAAUAUGAUGAUCCAUGCAAAUGAGAAUAUAGUGGUUCUCACUGGGAUUCUCUGUAAGAGUUUGUUUCUCUGGAAAAUUGGGAAGGGUGACUUUGUUCGUCAUAUUCUGCUACCUGCAGGAUCACAAGUAGUUUACCAGAGCCACCUCUCAGCAAGAUACCUUUAUCUAUCCACAAAGAGACGCAAUGUCUAUGGAAAUGGAAAUCCAUCCUGGUUUGUCACUGUGUAUGAUCUCUCGUCUCUCGAAAACUCGGACGAAAACUCCCCUGAAAUCAAUCCCUUGAUCAUUAUACCAUCUACAAACAUGGUGGAAGAAAUCCGGUCAGAUAGCAAAGAUGCGCGAAUUGUUUUCUCAACCCAGGAUGGAGGACUUUGUUGUGUGCGGUUCGAAAAUAAUGGGUUCGAAUCGCUUUUCGACAAGCAAGCUCCAAGUUUUGUGGAUAAUUUGACCGUUUCUGAUGAUCUCAUCGUAUACCAUCAGUAUGAUGGCUAUCUUAUGGGCAACAAUUGGGCUGGAGAGGAGCUUUUUGAAAUUUCGGCUCAUAUUGGUCUCGUCAAAGGACUACAGAUUUUCGAAAAUUAUCUCAUCAGUGGAGGAGAUGCCAUGCAAUUGUGUGUUUGGGAUGCAAAAACUGGAGAAAGGUGUCACACCGUGUAUCACCAGCCUUGCAGAAUUCAGCAUUUAUAUGCCGACGCCACAAAAAUUAUUACCGUUGGACGAGAAGACCCUCCAGUUUUGGUGGCAUAUUGGUGAAAGAGGUGCAAAGUUAUAUUCAAAAUUAUUUAUUGUUUAAUAUAAUAACUUACUAUAAUAUAGAGAUUUAUACGCGUAUGUAUCCAAAACUUGAGCAUAGUCAUUGGCAAUAUCUCAUCUAAUAUGUUGAAAAUAUGACAUAUAUGUAUGUAUCACCUAUUAUAGUUUAGUAUAUAUAUCUUGUAA
This is a messenger RNA of Folsomia candida, 2021 nucleotides long. RefSeq lists its product as uncharacterized. Gene Ontology annotation, molecular function: protein binding. Bases 132 to 1835 code for a protein of 567 amino acids. The record is from RefSeq and is a predicted model, not a curated record. The transcript is spliced from 6 exons. Lineage: Eukaryota; Metazoa; Arthropoda; Collembola; Entomobryomorpha; Isotomidae.